AUGAAAGCCCUCACUCUCCUCCCGCUCGCGGCCCUCACCGCAGCAGCAGGCCUCCGUCCCGCCCCCAUCACCCCCUACAACAACAGCCUCCUCUUCAAACCCCCCAGCAACUACACCAUCCCCCGCACCCUCUACCCCCGCAACGAGCAGCUCCCCAACGGCGACCUCCUCGCCACCUGGGAGAACUACUCGCCCGAGCCCCCGGCCGUCUACUUCCCCAUCUAUCGCUCCACGGACCACGGCCAGACCUGGUCCGAGCUGUCGCAGGUCCACGACACGGCCAAUGGGCUCGGGCUGCGCUACCAGCCGUUCUUGUACCAUCUGCCGGAGCGCAUUGGGAAGUUCCCAGCCGGCACGCUGCUGCUGGCGGGGAGUAGCAUCCCCACGGAUCUGUCGUCCACGCAGAUCGAUCUGUAUGCGUCCCGGGAUGAGGGGCGCUCGUGGCAGUUUGUGAGCCAUAUCGCCGCCGGCGGAGAGGCGAUCCCGAAUAAUGGGUUGACGCCCGUGUGGGAGCCGUUCCUGAUGGCGUACGAGGGCACCCUCAUCUGCUACUACUCCGACCAGCGCGCGAAUACCACCCAUGGCCAGAAACUGGUGCACCAGACCACGCGCGACCUGCUGAACUGGGGGCCUGUCGUGGACGAUGUGUACGCCCCCUCCCCCGGGGACUAUGAAAAUGGAUUCUGA
Aspergillus terreus NIH2624 is the source of this 687-nucleotide messenger RNA. RefSeq lists its product as uncharacterized. The transcript has 2 exons. The record is from RefSeq and is a predicted model, not a curated record. Lineage: Eukaryota; Fungi; Ascomycota; Eurotiomycetes; Eurotiales; Aspergillaceae. The coding region runs from base 1 to 687 and encodes 228 amino acids.